CGGGUGCUAAGAUAUCGACUUACUGCCAUUUAACAUGUAAUCCGUCGUAGAAACAGUCGCUUUGACUCGCUAAAAACACUGAUAAGUGCUUAAAGUGUUUAACUCAGACUUUGUGUUUUACUUGGAACAUAAAUAUAGAAGCCUGACAUCAAGGAGUGAGAAUGGAGAGUUCUGUUUUGCUCGUUUUCGUGAGUUGGACUGCGCUGUUGAUCCAUUUGACGUAUGGCGAAGAACGUCAUCGCACUCUGCUGUUUCCCGAUAACUUCUUUUUUGCUGAAAGACGGUUUGUAAACCACACUAUCGAUACAAAAAAAGUUAAGGACUUGGAUCACUGUGAGCUUUUCUGCUACAUGAAUGACAAAUGCGUUAGUGCUAACUUCAAAAAAGAGCCAGAGGCUGGAGGAAUGGCUCAUGUUUGCGAAUUGAAUAACGCAACUCAUCUGGAUUAUGAUACUGACCUGAUAACUGAUGUCAAUUUUUAUCAUCGCGGCUCUAAGAACGCCUGCGGUAAGAAUUCACGUUGCCAAAAUAAUGCAAUUUGUGAGUCCGGUUUCACAUUCAAGGGAUAUCGAUGCUUGUGCCCUCCUGGAUUCGAGGGAGAAAAUUGUGAAAAAGAUGUUGACGAGUGUGCUUCAAAUGACACUGAUGUAUGCCAACUCAACACCGUUCUGCACGAUGUGGAUAGAGACGUAAGCCACCAUGACCCGGAAAAAACAGAAUGUGACCAAAAUCUCAACCCUGAUUGGUAUCGUUUCCUGGACAUUCCAGGAAUAACAAUGCCGACUGAGUGUCCAGAUCCUGACAAGUGCGGCACAUCAUUUCCAGGCUGGUUGAGCAGUAGUCACCCCACAGUGACUGAGGGAGAAGUAGCAGGGACUGUUUGCUUCAGCAGGAGCUCGGAUAUGUGCUGUCACCAGUCGAAAAACAUAAGGGUGAAGAACUGUAGUUCCUUUUACGUCUACUAUUUAGUGCCGACGAGCUGUCCCUACCGUUACUGCUUCACACAUAACUGA
This is a messenger RNA of Pocillopora damicornis (cauliflower coral), 1013 nucleotides long. Its product is annotated as uromodulin. Gene Ontology annotation, molecular function: calcium ion binding. NCBI's taxonomy places the organism in Eukaryota, Metazoa, Cnidaria, Anthozoa, Scleractinia, Pocilloporidae. The record is from RefSeq and is a predicted model, not a curated record.